AUGGCCUCCAAGCUAAAGGAACGGAAAAGGAUCCCGAUUUCUCACAAAGUGAUCGAGAAGAGAAGGAGGGAUCGGAUCAACCGCUGUCUCAACGAGCUCGGGAAAACGGUGCCCAUGGCUUUGGCAAAACAGAGUUCCGGCAAGCUGGAGAAAGCAGAGAUUUUGGAGAUGACCGUCCAGUACUUGAGAGCCCUUCAUUCCGCGGAUUUCCCUCGGGGAAGAGAAAAGGCAGAGCUUCUUGCUGAGUUUGCCAACUACUUUCACUACGGCUACCAUGAAUGCAUGAAGAACCUUGUUCACUACCUGACCACAGUGGAGCGGAUGGAGACCAAGGAUACCAAAUAUGCUCGGAUUCUGGCUUUCCUGCAGUCUAAAGCCCGCUUUGUCACUGAACCCAUCUUUACCUCGCUGGGAUCUCUGCCGGAGCCAGACCUUUCAUACCAGCUCCCACCAGCUCCAGACUGUUUGGGACACAGCACUAACGAUCCUCUUUUCCAGCAGGGAGCUGGACAUGGGCACUUUUCCUGGCACAGCUCUGCCAGGAACCCUGGUCUUCCUUACCUUCCCAAUCCUGCCAUGCCCCUCACUAGCCCUGGGCAGCAGCGCAGCACUUUCUUGUCAUCAGUACAAGGUCUGGACCGCCACUACCUCAACCUGAUUGGCCAUUCCCACCCAGGCUCAUUCAGUCUGCCAACUGGCCACCAGCAUCCGUCUGUGCUAUAG
Pogona vitticeps (central bearded dragon) is the source of this 723-nucleotide messenger RNA. NCBI's taxonomy places the organism in Eukaryota, Metazoa, Chordata, Lepidosauria, Squamata, Agamidae. The record is from RefSeq and is a predicted model, not a curated record.